Quercus robur (English oak) is the source of this 840-nucleotide messenger RNA. RefSeq lists its product as uncharacterized. Lineage: Eukaryota; Viridiplantae; Streptophyta; Magnoliopsida; Fagales; Fagaceae. The transcript has a single exon. The coding region runs from base 1 to 840 and encodes 279 amino acids. The record is from RefSeq and is a predicted model, not a curated record. Gene Ontology annotation, molecular function: RNA-DNA hybrid ribonuclease activity; nucleic acid binding.
AUGAGGAAGGAGAGCGAGCAUGGUGAGUGUUAUAUGGCAAUGGUUGGAAACUUGGUGUGGAGGAAAUUAUGGAAGCUGCAUAUUCCAAAUGAAAUUAAAGUUUUUGUGUGGCGAGCUUUGCAUGAUAUUCUUCCAACUCGUGAGAACCUCGUUUGUCAACAUAUUGUGGAAGACGGUACCUAUGAACUCUACAAAAGAGGUUAUGACUCUAUCCUACACAUAUUAUGGGAAUGUAGUGUGGCACAAGAUGUAUGGGCUGGGUGCUCAAGGGGUUUACAAAAGUGUGCUAGUGGCCAGAAGGAUUUCCUACAAUUGGUUGAAGAGCUAUUGAACAAGUUGUCGUUGGAGGAGUUUGAGCUGUUUUUGGUACAAGCUUGGCUUUGGUCCCAACAAAACACAAUUACACAUGGUGGAACCAUGCAGGACCCAUCUCGAUUGGGGCAAAGAGCUAGCAAUUUUUUGGAGGAAUACAGGGAGAUGCAAACCCAUAUGUUCAUCCCAACAUCCAAUGCCAAAAGCUCUACAUGGAGUCCACCACCCCAGCGAUGCUUUAAACUCAACUUUGAUGUUGCUAUAUUCCAUGACAUAAAUGCAUCGAGGCUCAGAACAGUGAUUCGAAAUGAGUUAGGAGAGGUUAUGGCUUCAUUAUCAACAAGAGGUCUGUCGAUUAUUGACAGCGAGGAGACGGAGGUGCUGGCUUGUUGCAAAGCACUAGAGUUCACAGUCGACUUAAGUUUCUCGGAGUUGAUCGUUGAGGGAGAUAAUAUAACUGUCAUGAAGUCAAUCUCUUGUCCACGACCGAAUCAAUCUCGCUUGGGACAUUUGCAUACAGAUAUUUAA